GAGUACACGAAACCAGCAAAUCUGAGCCAUUCUUGCUCCGCUACUGCAUUUUAGUGCAAGCAGAAUACUAUGGAGCUGAAGAUGCGGUUAUGUGUGGCGCUGUUCUCUCUGAGUCUGUGUCUCACUCUCAUGGGUCAUGUGAAGGCACAGGAGGAACCUGAUGAUAUGGACAUGGAGGAUGCUACAGAUUACAUACCGGAGGAAGAUGUUGAGGAAGAGGAACAAAAAGCCCCCACAGCCCCACCUGUACCCACUGUGACGUAUAAAGCUCCAGAGCCAAUGGGAGAGCACUACUUUGCUGAGUCAUUUGAUAAAGGCACACUUCAAGGGUGGGUUUUAUCCCAGGCCAAGAAGGAUAGUAUUGAUGAGGAAAUUGCAAAGUAUGAUGGUAAAUGGGAGGUGGAAGAGAUGCAGGACACUAAACUCCCAGGUGAUAAAGGUCUGGUGCUGAAAUCCAAAGCCAAGCAUCACGCCAUCUCUGCUCUCCUACUGCGACCGUUUACUUUUGACACCAAACCCCUCAUAAUCCAGUAUGAGGUGAACUUUCAGACCGGUAUCGACUGUGGCGGAGCCUAUGUUAAACUGCUGUCACAAACCCAUGACCUUGACUUGGAACAAUUUGUGGAUAAGACUCCGUACAGCAUCAUGUUUGGGCCUGAUAAGUGUGGUGAGGAUUACAAACUACACUUCAUCUUCAGACACAAGAACCCUAAAACUGGAGAGUAUGAGGAAAAACACGCCAAGAAGCCAGACGCAGACCUCCGCACGUACUACACCGACAAGAAAACCCACCUCUACACACUAGUGCUGAACCCUGACAACAGUUUUGAGAUCCUGGUCGAUCAGACUGUGGUGAACAGUGGUAAUCUGUUGAAUGACGUGACUCCCCCUGUCAACCCACCUGCCGAGAUUGAAGAUCCUGAUGACCACAAGCCUGAUGACUGGGACGAAAGACCCAAGAUCCAGGACCCAGACGCAGUCAAACCUGAGGACUGGGAUGAAGAUGCUCCUGCUAAGAUUCCUGAUGAAGAUGCAGUGAAACCUGAUGGCUGGUUGGACGAUGAGCCAGAAUACAUCAGUGACCCUGAAGCCAUCAAACCCGAGGACUGGGAUGAGGAUAUGGAUGGCGAGUGGGAGGCUCCUCAGGUCCCAAACCCCGCCUGUGAGACCACCCCUGGCUGUGGCACAUGGCAGAGACCAAUGAUUGACAACCCUAACUACAAGGGCAAGUGGAAGUCACCAAUGAUUGACAACCCCAAUUAUCAGGGUGUGUGGAAGCCCAGGAAGAUUUCUAACCCAGACUUCUUUGAAGACCUCCACCCCUUCCGUAUGACUGCGUUCAGCGCCGUGGGUCUGGAGCUCUGGUCAAUGUCCUCCGAUAUCUUCUUUGACAACUUCUUCAUCACCUCUGAUCGUAACGUGGCCGAUCGGUGGGCUAUGGAUGGUUGGGGUCUGAAGAAAUCAGCUGAGGGAGCUGCUGAGCCCGGUCUGGUAAAUCAGAUGAUCACAGCUGCUGAAGAGAGACCAUGGCUCUGGAUCGUCUACGUCCUGACUGUGGCUCUACCUCUGGUGCUCAUCAUUGUCUUCUGUUGCACUGGAAAAAAGAGCUCCGCAUCCACAGCUACUGCAGCUGAGUACAAGAAGACCGAUGCUCCUCAACCAGACGUGAAGGAUGAAGCUGAAGAAGAGGAAGAGGAGGAGAAGCCUGAGGAGGAGGAGGAGGAGGAGAAGCCUGAGGGAGAGGAAGCCAAAAAUGAAGAACCAGAUGGAAUGAAGAGUGAAGAAGAGGAUUCUACAGGAGAUGGAGAGGAGGCUGCAGAGACGGAGCACAACGAUAAAUCUAAUGAGAAAUCAGAUGAGGACAUUCUGAGAAGGUCUCCCAGAAACAGGAAAACUAGAAAGGACUGAAUGACUUCCUAAAUUAGUUUCAAGUGCAGUUCCUCACCUCGACCAUAGCCCAACAUCCCUAUCCUCCCAUACCUUUCCAACCCUUGCACCCGCGUUCCCUUCCUCCCCUGUUCUUCUGCUCAAUCUUCACUUCUGUGACGACAGAGUAAAACAGUCCACCACAUGACCAACAGCGACACGAACGCCUCCUCAAACAGGGCUGAGGAUGUUGAUGGUUACCAUGGUGAUGAUGAUGAUUGAAUAGCAUAGAAACUUUCUCCGUAACUAAACAGAAAUCUCUGUUACCAUUCCUUGACUGUGCAUCUCUUAUAUAUCUUCCUUUUAAGCUGUCGCAAAUGAUUUCAGACAGUGUUCCUACAGCCUAAACCGUGGCAACAUUAUGGCACACUAGGUAUUGUAAGGAUUUCAGGCUAACAGCUUUAUUUGCCUGGGUUUUGUAGGGAACACGUUAUAGAAUUACAAGAGAAGCUAUAGAAAGAAACUAUUGUAUGGAAGAAAGGUGAUUUUGUUUUAGAUAUUAAUUUUUUAAACUCUAAAACUGGCCACAUGUCACUUGAUGUACACCAAGAUUUAAAGUUUUAUGUCAUCUUUGCCUCCAUUCCAUGAGGUUCAACCAUAACAUUUAAAGGGGUAGUUCACACAAAAAUUAUAAUUUACUCAUCCAUGUGUCAUUCCAAACAUAUAUGACUGAUUUUCUCUGUGGAACACAAAAUGAGACAUUUUGAAGAAUGCUGACGCUGCACUUUUUCAAACAAUUAAACAAGUGGACUAAUGAUGUCAGUACUUACAUUUUGCUUAAUAUUUCCUUUUGUGUUCCAUGGAAGAAAGGAAGUCAUAUGGCUUUGGAACAACAUAAGGGUGAGUCAAUUAUGACCCAUUUUUGUGUCAACUGUCCCUUUAAUACAACAAGAUAUGGUGCAAAUGCUCGUUAGAGCAUCCAGGGAGAAUGCCAGAUAGAUUUGUAGGUUCUAGUGUGCUGCCUUAUUGUAGGACUCAAGAUUUGCUAAUAUUUUUUUUUUUCUGUGAAUGUACCGAGUUUUGUCUUUUUUUUUUUUUGUUUGUUUGUUUUUUGCUAUUCCAAUGGACUUUAUACUAAAUCUGUACAAACAUGUUUUCUGCUCUUGAACUGAUGUAGAUUCUAACCUGUUCAGCCCAAUAACGGUUUCAUAAUGGGACAAAAACAUGACACUUUGGCAUGGUUGGCUAUUAGAGAAAGCUUGGCAGGAUGAUGACAUCAUUGCCUUCAUUGACUCAGCAUUACAAUAAGGUUCAAUGUCUUUUCGUUGGUGCAUAUUUCGGGCCUGAUUUGUCUGUUAAUCACAUAUUUUGUGAUGUCAUAUCCUAUCUUUCCAAUAUUUGCAGCAGCUUCCUCUUUCCAAUUACAUUCAGACAUAUAACCAACAGUGAGAGUUUCACAAUUCCAAUAUAUAAAGACCCUUUUCAGACUGUCGCUCGACAUGUGGAAAGCAAAGUCGAGGGGUGUAAAGCAAUCUGUAAUUUCAUGUACCAAUUCAUACUAACUCUGCCCCUAUAUAACUGACCCCAAUGAUAUAAGAAAGAUGGUUGGAUGGAUUGAUGAUGAUACAGUAUGGAUGAAUGGUGAUGAUGACGAUAUGGAUGUCAGAUAGGUAGAUGGAUGAUGAUGAUAUGGUUGCCCUGAUCUAAAGUAGCAUAUGUAGUAUUGCUAGUUUCCUGAGUUACUUGUUUCCACUCUCAAUAUGACAAACUGGCCUCGUCUGUUUAUAUUUCAUCAAGGUAGUCAGAUGAGAUGCCAUGACGUGAGCUCUGUCCCAAGACUUAUGAAGAGUUGGCACUUUUAAAGUUAACUAAGAUUAACUUAAAAUCAAACACAACAUACAAAAUAUAUGCUGCUCUGCUGUACUGUUAAAGGGGUAGUUCAAUAAAUUAAACUGUUGUCAUGUACUGUCGUAUCGUUUCAAAUGAAUGGUGACAUGCUUUCAUUCUGCCUAAAAUCGUCUUUAGUGUAACAGCAGAAGGAAGUCUUUGGUUUGGAACAUCAUUUUUGGAUUAUACCUUUAAGGCCUCACUUUGCUUUCUCUAAUGUGCAACCUUAAAUGUCUUUCCUGUACACCUGUGUUUUUGGGCUGUUAGUUUCUUUUUCUCUUAUUUUCUUUCUUUUGGAUUACCAUUAUUACACAGAUGUAGGCAAUAGUUGGAUGGAUAGAAGGAUGGAAAAAAGAUUUAUUGAUUUAUUGGUAUCAUUGCAGUUGUGAAAUUGAGAUCAUUUGGGGUGGGGGGGGUGGGGACAGUUUGGGGAAUAAUCCAUCAUGUUACUCACAAACUAAAAUAAACUGAUUUAAUGAACGAGUUGUGUUUUUCUCUGUGUGAGUUGCUGUGAUUUUGUGAUGUUUUGUGAGUGUGGCUUCAUGUCAACUGCCACCUUAAAGAAAAAUUUGGUUGUAUAAUGUUUUUUUAUUUUACAUUAAUGUGAAUUUCUCGAAACCUGUCAAGAAAAUAAAAUAUAUUGUGCUAAAAGAA
This is a messenger RNA of Xyrauchen texanus (razorback sucker), 4407 nucleotides long. RefSeq names its product calnexin-like. The record is from RefSeq and is a predicted model, not a curated record. Gene Ontology annotation, cellular component: endoplasmic reticulum membrane; endoplasmic reticulum. Gene Ontology annotation, molecular function: calcium ion binding. The transcript has 15 exons. Gene Ontology annotation, biological process: protein folding. NCBI's taxonomy places the organism in Eukaryota, Metazoa, Chordata, Actinopteri, Cypriniformes, Catostomidae. The coding region runs from base 70 to 1908 and encodes 612 amino acids.